AUGCCUUCUCCUCACUUGGAGUUGGGCAUCCUCCCCAGUGCAAACUCACUCCUGACUCCUGCAUCACCCAAACACAUCCCAGCAAUCACAAGGAUCCAAGUAAACAAGACCUUCUACAAGGUGCUCGAUGUAUUAUUCUUGAGCACAGGCUUUCUAGGAAGGGGUACUGUUUGUUACCUCACACACUACGAUGGGGAAUACUAUGUCAUCAAGGAUUAUUGGGUGGAGGAGUCAGAGCAGAGGACAGCCCUGCAUGAAGUCAACAUGAUGAAGCUGGUCCAGGACAUCAACAGAGUUCCCAAGUUGCAACACUACUGGGUCAUUGAGGUCAAGCUGGGCAUUCAGGCUCUCGAGAGGGGUGUCCUCCAUCGAGAUUGUAGCAUCAACAAUACAAUGAUUGAGGACUUUGCAAAUGGGUCACACAGCUUUCUCCUUGACUGGGAAUUUGCUGUACAGGUCAUGUUACAGGGGGAAUAUGACUUGGGCAGCACAGGGACAGUCCCCUUCCUUUCAGUCAAUAUCCUUUGCCAACUCAAGGAAGCCAUCACUAAAAGUGGAAAGACUAAUGUCCCAUCAAUCUGGAAAAGUGCCUCUCUCACCCACGUAUUCAUUGAUCACCCUACUACUAUACACCAUACAUUUGUGGAUGAUAUCAAAUCCCUAUUCUACAUUUUCAUCUGGAUCCUCAUCCUUUAUGAUGGACCACUUGACCAUGAGCAUCAAGAUAUCAGCCAUGAAAAGACACUGCUUGGCUUGUGGAGUGAAAAGGUGGCCAAAGAUCUCGAAAUUGCCAGAUGUGCCAAGUUCACAUUCCUUAAUGGCCCAUCCAAAUCAAGGCUGGAUUCUGAGGUCUUGCAAUAUUUUCAAGAUCUAAUCCCUCUGGCUAACAAGUGGCUCAUAUUGCUUGGGUGGUCCCUGCUGAGUGGAACUGCAGUGCAGUUCUCUGAUGUUAUCUCCCUUUUUGAUCAUUUCUUGGCCAGCAUGCCAUAUGAGAAACCACCAGAGAUGAUGAAUGCAUUCCAGCAGAUCAUUGCCCAGCACAAAGCACUUAAUUCAAGCAUGUGUCCAAGUCAGGAGAAUGAUAUGGAUGUCAUGUCUUCAGCAAUUAUGUCUUCUAAACACCUUUGUGAAGAGGUAAUGAGCAUGGAUAACCCUCCUAUACCCAAUAAAUACUUCAAAGGCAUGUAG
Messenger RNA from Pisolithus orientalis, 1188 nucleotides. RefSeq lists its product as uncharacterized. The transcript is spliced from 3 exons. The coding region runs from base 1 to 1188 and encodes 395 amino acids. The record is from RefSeq and is a predicted model, not a curated record. Lineage: Eukaryota; Fungi; Basidiomycota; Agaricomycetes; Boletales; Pisolithaceae.